GUAGUGUUCAGGAUGCCAUUGUUAGCUGGCUUAUGAUAACAUCUGACUCUUCUAUCAUUUAGGUUUAUGUGUUGUAUACAAUUGUUGGUGACCUGAUGCCAACAAAUAUUUUUCCGGGCAAUAUGUGAAGCUGUGUUCUUAUAUUACGCAGCGGUGAGUCUAUUUAUGCCUCAUUUAUACUGGAAAACGCAUUUUUUGUCAUUUUGAAGUCUUAAUACGAUCGAAGAAUCUCAUGUGCGCAUAACUCUGUGUUCUGUGCCUAGUACAACUGAUCACAAUAGGAUGACAUCAAUUCUGUCCCGUGUAUACUCUACCGUAGCUAACAGUCGUAAUCGUUAUUUAGUACAAUGUAAGAAGCAUUUAAACGAAAUCUUGAAAUCUGGUGUACUUGGUGCUGAAGCAGCUACCCUGGAUGUAGUUGAGCUUAUACCUGGAGAUAAAUAUGCAAGAAUUGAUGUCAAUUGUGUAUUACCAGUGUGUAAUAAUUUCACGACAACAUCAACAAAGCAAACGUCUGCCACAUUGGCUUUUCGUAUUCAACAGUAUAUGAACAGUGGAGAUAGUGAAUUAAGAUCAUAUCUACAGAAAAAUUAUCCUAAAAUGAAAAUUCCUAUUUUCCAGUUUUGUGUUACUCAACAGACGUAUAAGGUAGACGUAUCCACCAAUCACCAGAAUGGCAUACAAUCGUCGACUGAUUCAUGUGGUCUUUCAACUUCACUGAAACCUAAUAAUAUCUAUGGUUUAGAACGGGAUAAACUCUUAAAAACAAUUAAUUCAAGAUUAAAAGUUUUACGAAAGAAAUCACAUCCAUCAGAAGCAAGAAAUUUGGUAUCUGAAGAUUUUGGUGAUGGGGAUGACAAUGAACUGGAUAGAAAAAGUAUCUCACUUGAUCAUAAUGGUCAACGUGAUGAAAAUUCUACAAUUGCAUGGGCUAAAUUUUGGAAAGAAAGACAAGAUUGGCGAUCAAUAGCUAGACAAGAAAGACGGCGGGUUAAUCAAAGUAUUGGUUUAGAUUAUCUAACACAUAUGAACACAAUAAAAAAAAAAUAAAUGAAUAAAAAGGAAAGAACAGAAAGGUUAUUAUUGUUAGUUUGUACAUAGUAAAUAAUUAAUUGUACAAUAAAAUCAUUCAGCCUUAUUUUACAAUGAUGUUAGUUUUCAAAUAGUUGGUUUCUUUUGCAGGGAUUAGAUUGAUUUCAGGUGUGUUUGAUCACGAAAUGACUUCAGUUAGAGAAGCAUUGGAAGCCAUCAGGGAG
This is a messenger RNA of Trichobilharzia regenti, 1256 nucleotides long. Lineage: Eukaryota; Metazoa; Platyhelminthes; Trematoda; Strigeidida; Schistosomatidae. The record is from the annotation of a GenBank genome assembly.